Molecule: messenger RNA, 6678 nt
Organism: Ylistrum balloti
Lineage: Eukaryota; Metazoa; Mollusca; Bivalvia; Pectinida; Pectinidae
Product: SH3 domain-containing kinase-binding protein 1-like
Exons: 15
Coding region: 64-1848 (594 amino acids)
Molecular function (GO): protein binding
Source: RefSeq, a predicted model, not a curated record
CAUUUUGGAAGUCAUUUAUAGAGAUGAGGAUUUGACAACUUGGAAUCUCAAAGUAGGAUCGCAAUGGUGGAUGUGGAAGUGACAUUUGAAUAUGCAGCAGAACAGGAAGAUGAACUCAACAUCAAAGUGGGAGACAUCAUCAAAAAUGUCACUAUGUCUGAAGGAGGCUGGUGGGAAGGUGAACUCAAUGGUAAAACUGGCAUGUUCCCAGACAAUUUUGUCAAGGUGAUAGAGAAGGCCAAACCCACCAAAAUAAAGGAGGAAUUACCUCACAAUAAACACAGAGGGGCAUCAGUCAGAGAACUCGCUAGUAAAAUCAAAAGUGAUUUACAUGUAGGAAUGACAGCACCAAAAAAGAAAGAAUUACAGCCCAACGUCAAGAGAAAAAGAGCCAAGGUAGUAUAUUCUUAUGACCCAGAAAAGGAUGACGAGCUGAAGUUGGAAGUUGGGGACAUUGUAGAUAUUUUGAAGCAGGAAGAAGAAGGCUGGUGGGAAGGCAAUGUGAAUGGAAGAACCGGCGUGUUUCCUUCUAACUUUGUUGAAGAGAUUGAAGAAUCAGAGCCAGAAAAAACUCCUGAGGAGAAACCAGCUGAACCAACAAUAGAAGGCAAGAAGAAGCUGAUUGGAGGUGUAGGUUUAGGCAAUAUAUUUGGAUCAGGACCAAUCAAACUCAAACCCACGAGUGUGAAGACUUCAGAAAAGGUUUCCCAUUCACCCCCUGAUCUACCAGUCAAACAUACAGAAGAAGAAAGCAAACCUCAUAUAGUUACAAAGCGUGAAAAGCCAGUGGAUAGAGCUGUUGUACGAUAUUCCUACACUGCAGACAACGAUGAUGAGUUGACCCUACAGGAAGGGGAGAUAAUUACUAUUCUAGACAGAGACCUGGAAGAUGCAGGAUGGUGGAAGGGUGAGGUGAACGGUCGAAUCGGAGUGUUUCCUGACAACUUUGUAGAGGACUUACCAGCUGAAGAGCCACGUCCCAAGAAGCCCCCACCACCAGGAUCCAACAAACAGCCACCAAAACUUCCAGAGAAGGCACCUGUGUCUGAUGCUGCCAAACAUGACAAACAUGAUAAGCCCCUCCCACCAGAGCCUGUCUCUACAGAGAAGAUGAAGAAAAAGGAGGACCAGACAGAUAAACACCAUCCUCAUGCUCUACCUGGCAAAAAACCCAGUGUACCACCUCCUGUCGGCAGAAAGCCCAUACAGUCGAAACCUGCAGAACCGAAACCUCAGAUUCCUGUACAGAAAGAUGAGCCAAAAGUUACACAUACAAAGGAGGAAAAGAAAGAGACAUCUGGUGACACAUUUGAUAAUGUGCAGACCUCAGACAGAUUGACUCACAUAACUACCACUCGAGCGAAAGGUCCCAGCAAGCGACCCCCAUCACAAGUAAUGUUCCACAAUAAGCAUAAAAACCAAAUGCGUGUUGUUCAGCAGGAUGACUCAAAUGUAAAUGGUGAUAUACCGUCGAUAAAGGAAGUGAAGGAGCCCCCAAAACGUCCCGUAUCCACACACAGUAAGGAGGAGUCUCCACCUGCCAAGCCCCAGCAUGCCCCUGCUAGACCACCAGAGCCCAACCCAGGCAAUGCUAUGCUACUGUCUGCCAUAGAAGAACUCAAGAAGGAAAUACGAGAGUUACGAGCAACAUGUGUAUCUAAAUCAGCUAUGGAGGACUUGCGUAGUGAAAAUGAAAAGUUACGAAUGGAAUUUGAGCACAUCCGAAGUAAACAGUCACGACAAAUAAAAGACUUGAUGGCAGAAGUGGACGAGGAGAAGAAAAUCCGAUUAAACACACAAGUGGAGAUUGAACGAAUCCGCAAACUUCUCACCGAGUCACACGUGUGAUUUUAGCCUGUGUUCUAUUUACUUUCUCAGGAGCAUGCAAGGUGUGCGGGUUGAUCACAGUGCUAUACAUGGUCUUACACAAGUCUGACCCGGUCUCUGAAAUUGAAUUUUGUACACGAUAUGUAAGGCUGUUAUGUUGCUGAAUUUCUAUUGUUGGUGCAGCAGUAAUGAACUGCAUCUGAUGAGACAGUGAGUUUGUGUGUAAAACAUAUAUAGAAAUGUUGAAUUCUCAUCUAGAACUGUAAAGUGAGCAGCUCUCACCCACAUGUAUGUGAGAGAAGUUGUGAGGGUAUACGUGUAAGUAUGGUGAUAAGACAUGGGCAACAAUCAGAUCUAUUUAGAUGAGGUUGUAAGAGAAAGUGCUGAAACAAAGGGGUUUAAAAUGUUACUGUUGAGUAUGUAGGUAGAAAUGUUGAUGUUGUACUGAAGCACAAAACCACAGGAAUCGGUUACCUCAGGGCAGUAGGUUACUGUCAAUUGAUGACUGACUCAUUAGAUACAGGAACUGGUUACCUCAGGGCCGUAGGUUACUGUCAAUUGAUGACUGACUCAUUACACACAGGAACUGGUUACCUCAGGGCAGUAGGUUACUGUCAAUUGAUGACUGACUCAUUAGAUACAGGAACUGGUUACCUCAGGGCAGUAGGUUACUGUCAAUUGAUGACUGACUCAUUAGAUACAGGAACUGGUUACCUCAGGGCCGUAGGUUACUGUCAAUUGAUGACUGACUCAUUAGAUACAGGAACUGGUUACCUCAGGGCCGUAGGUUACUGUCAAUUGAUGACUGACUCAUUAGACACAGGAACUGGUUUCUUUGGGGUGAUAGGUUUCUGUCGAUUUGCAACUGAUACAUUGAACUACAUGAACUGGUUACCGUGGGACUACUGUUAGCCAGUGACUGAGACUAGUGUAGAAUUGGAAUUGAAAUCUAACAUUUCUUGUCAUUAUCACAUGACUUUCCAGGCAGACUGGUAGUUGCCAAGAAGGCUGCAUUGCUGUAUGUUAUAGAAUAUCAUAAAAAAGACAGUUUAAUACAGAAAUAUAUAUAUGAUAUUAUUAUUGGUUCUGUUAAUCAUGUAUAAAGUGUCCUAGGUGCCCUAAUAACAGGCCUUUAAGACAGACUGUCAGGUUAAUCGUUGUUAUUAUACGAACAUGAAAGAUAGUUGAUAUCAGUGAACUCUGCUUUACUUUUGACAAAUGACACUUAUGUACACCACUAACAAAUCACCCAGAUCUGUUUCAAACUUUGUUCAUACUACAUGAAAGUUGUAACUUUGGAAAUCAGAUAAAACUAAAUCAAAUCUCAAAAUCAAAAACUCAUAAUACUUUGUGUUGAUAUAUAACAUUAGGGACUGAUUUCUCGAGUUAAUCUCUGUCUUGGUUUGGAGGCAUUUUCCUUUCUAGGACAAUGCCUUAAUUGCUAGUGGAGCUAGAGUGAGCUUUUUCAACAUACAUUCCUAAUAUCAAGUUCUGUAAGUAGCUUCUAGUUUAUAUACAUUUAUAAAACAUCAAAAGUUAUGAAAUAUUUUGUAUCAUAAAUUGAUAUCCUAUAUAUUACUGCUUUCAUUUAACUGUGUAUGUUCUUCAUUAGUUCUAUCAUUGUAGCCACUGAUGUUAGGUUAGCUGUACAUAGCUACCGACUUUUUAGCUCAGAAGUUUUAAAUAAAGGAAAUUUUCUGGACUUUGUAAGCAUUGUUUCCACCUGAGAUAAUCAUGCAUUAUCAGUGGUAUUUAUGCUCCUUAUUUCCAAGUAUUAACAUACUACAAAUAGUGUUGUGAUACGCUGCAGAUAUACCAGUAUAUUGAAGGUAUGAAUAGCAUUGAUUGGAUUGUGAUACAUAGUUUUAUACAACACUCAUACGUGUGAUGCAACACACAAACUUGUGUUGUAACACAAAAACUGGUGAUGUGGCACACAACUUGUAUUGGAACACACAUCCUUGUGAUGCGACACACAAACUUGUGCCGUAACACAAAAACUGGUGAUGUGGCGCACAAACUUGUUAUAUGACAUCCAAACUUGUUAUGUGACAUCCAACUUUGUGAUGUAACACACAUACUUGUGAGUGUAUUUAAUUGGUAUUCACCUCUAACUAAACUGAGAAAAUAUUGGAAAGAAAUACUUUGGAGGUAGAUAUAUUAAAUGCAAUUAUUAAUACAAUAUCGCUCUAUAGUUAAAUGUAUAUAAUUGUGUAUAAACUUCAUAGAUAGACUUUAGUGAUGUGUAAGUAUACGGGAGAUAUUGAGAUUAUCAUGGCCAAGCAUCUAUUUAUCUUAUUGUACCAGUAAACAAUGUCAUAUUUCUAUUGUACAGGUGGAUAGGCUAUGUUUGUGUGUGAGGGGGUGGCUAGGUGCGUGCGAGUGUGUGUGUGUGUGCGUGUGUGCAUGUUAAGGUGGCUAGGUGAUAGGAAGGGUGUGUGUGUGUGGGUGUGAGUGUGUGAGGGUGGCUAGGUGUAAGGAUGGGUGUGUGUGUAAGGGUGGCUAAACAUAAGGAUGGGUGUGUGUGUGUUAGGGUGGCUAGGUGUAAGGAUGGAUGUGUGUGUGAGGGUGGCUAGGUGUAGGAGGGUGGUUGUGUGUGAGGGUGGCUAGGUGUAAGGAUGGGUGUAUGUGUGUGUGAGGGUGGAUGGGUAUGUUCAUCGAUAGAGAGCUCUUAUGAUCUGAUAAAUUAAUCCUGGUUCUGUACUGAUGUAAAUAAUAAGAUCUGAAAAUGUUUGGAUGGUGAAUAAUGGAGGGACUUGGGAUUUGUUUUUGGUAUACUAUUAUACUGCAGUUGGCUGUUUAAAUCUAAAGGGUGUGAUAUUGGAUUCAAUGAUAUUAUGGAACUUGUGUCAAGAAUUUCUCAAAUUGACAUUUUUGUGCUGCUGAAGAGAAAAAGUGUAAAGCAGUCUUGUGUUUUGAUAGCAGUAAUUGUCAGAGUAGGAUUUAUAACAAGCAUGUAUUUUCCUUUGAAUUAAAAAUACACAGACCAUGCAAAUACACAUUUGGGAAGCCGUAUAAGAGUAUCUGUUGUCAGCCCGUGUUGGCUUCUCACCAGCAUGACUUUCUCAGUAACUUGUGGUAAUUAUUGAAGUGACUAAUUUAGAUAGCAUGAAUGUUUAUAUCACUGGAACUUCCAGCCGUGUUACAUCUUGUACUCACUGUAUGUUAAAAGUUAUAGUCCAGAAAAUGGUGGAACACCACAGAAAACUUGUAGUAUUACUUUGUGUAAAAAAAGCAUAUGUAUCAUAUUUAUUAUACCUUUUACUAAUUUGCUGGCAGAAUCUUUUUUUAAUAUUUAGUACCUACAAAGUUAUUAUUAUUUUUUUUUACCGUAUUAGGUAGUAUUUCUGGUUACAUAUCAAUUGUACUGCCAUAUUUUUGCACAUGUUAAAAUUCCACCUAUAUAUCUAUGUCUGUAUGAAAUGUUUCUAGUAGAGUUUAUAUUUCUGUGGAUCCUGAUGUUGGCACCAGGUCUGCAUUUCAUUGGAAUGCAGGAAUUUAGUUAACAGUUCACGUUACCUUACCUUACCAGUAAAACAACUCCCAUCAUUUCUUUCAAAAGAAAUGCCUGAGAAUACAAAUUUCUUGCUUAUAGAAAUACUUGCAUGAGACAUAUGUUAAUCUGGUGUUACACAAUACGAUCAAAUCAAUGAAGAGUCAUAGACUGUAUGUUGUACCUGUAGACAUUCGCCUGAAAGGCAUGUAAAUGUUGAGGUGGGUUUUAUUACUGUACAAAAUAAGAAUGCACCACUAUGUUUGUUUUUUUUUCACUGUACGAUAUAAGGAAGUACCACCAUGUUUGUUUUUUUUACUGUACAAAAUAAGGAUGCACCACCAUGUAUUUUUAAAGCAAAAAAUAUGAAUUAGACUGCAAUAUGCAGUAUUUUUUGGAUUUGCCUGUGAAGAACAGUGUUUAGUGAGCUAUGACAUGUACAAGAAUCAACUCUAGCACUUAACUGCUUGGGUCACAGCUUCAGUAAGAAAACUUCCUCUAAAAUUUAGCAAACUAUCUACUUAUUCAAUCUUGUUACUUGGUCUACAUAUAACUCUUUAAGAUUUUCUGAUGAGGUAAAUAUUUGUUGUAACAAAUUUAUUCGGCGUUCGAUACCUGUGCCACGCUAACUUUGGUUCCUGCUAUUGUUGCUACUAUUUUUGCCUGCUGUUUUGAACACAGUAUUACUGCUGGUGCAGGGCACACAUAAAGUACAUGAUGGUGCAGGCAUAUAUUAGUACCACUGAAGGUACAGGGCACACAUUAGUACCACUGAGGGUACAGGGCACACAUUAGUACCACUGAGGGUACAGGGCACACAUUAGUACCACUGAGGGUACAGGGCACACAUUAGUACCACUGAGGGUACAGGGCACACAUUAGUACUACUGAAGGUGCAGGGCCCUUAUUGCUACCACUGAGGGUACAGGACACAUACUAUAACUAUUGAUGGUGUUUGUUCUGUGAGUCUGUUUCUAUAAACUUCUAGCCUUUCUAUUGGAAAUCACAAUGGGACAGAUUUCUCAUGGUCACUCAUUGGAAUUUGUCUUCAAAAAUGAAAAAGUGUCCUUAGUUAAUUUCAAAAUGGGACAUUCAACACAAAACCCUGUCUCUAACAUGAAAAGAAUCCCUUAAAAUAAUCCUAUUUCAUAAGGUUUGGAUACAUGUCGGCGAAAAUGCUACAUACGUAAUAAACAGGAGAGACUCUGUACUAUAGUGAACCGCCAAAUUAUCUGUGUACACUGUUAGGCAUCUGUCACAUCACUAUAUUGUGAUACCACUUUCAUUAUAUAAAUAAUUUGUAACAUUCCAGCGUAUAUAUAACUGUAUAUUUCUACAUAAAGAUUAAUAUCUUGCCA